AUGUUUCCGGGCGUGUUUCUUACCAUUACGCUCGGACUGAUCACCAUUUUCACCAGUUAUCUCGUGGGACAAGUCAAGCUGGCUUAUCCCCAAGUCUCCCACUAUGCUGACGCGGGAAGACUCUUGUUUGGACGAUUCGGUUAUGAACUCCUCGGCGCUGCUAUGGUUCUCGAACUCGUCAUGUCAGUGGGCUCACACGCAUUGACUGGCAGCAUUGCUCUCAGCACCCUCAAUGGGAAUCACGUCUGUUCCAUCGCGUUUUCGGCUGUGUCGGCUUUCAUCCUGUUUCUCUUGGCCAUCCCGCCCUCCUUCACCGAGAUUGCUAUCCUUGGCUACAUUGACUUCGCGUCAAUCAUUAUUGCGAUUGGCAUAACAAUAAUUGCCACGGGAAUCAAGGCGAGAGAUGCACCAGGCGGACUUUCUGCGGUCGAAUGGUCUGCAUGGCCCCAAGAGGGAGUCACAUUCUCCGAGGCUUUCGUGGCCGUCAGCAACAUCAUCUUUGCCUUCAGUUUCGCGAUUGGCCAGUUUUCUUUCAUGGAUGAGAUGCAUACUCCUAAGGAUUUCAUGAAGUCAAUCUGGGCCUCUGGAAUUGCUCAAAUCGUCAUCUAUACCUUGACCGGCGCCCUGUGCUAUGCAUUUAUCGGGCCGUCUAUCCAGUCUCCCGCUUUAUUAUCGUCCGGUCCUCUUAUUUCCAAGAUUACGUUUGGCGUUGCGCUGCCCGUUAUCUUCAUCUCUGGCUCUAUCAACUCGACAGUGGCGCUUCGAUACCUACAUGGACGACUUUGGAAGAAGUCAAUCAUUCGAUAUGUCAAUACGCCUAGGGGCUGGGCUUGCUGGAUUGCGCUUGCAGCGUUCCUGACGAUCGUCGCCUGGGUUAUUGCCGAGGCCAUUCCCAUCUUUUCCGACCUCCUUUCCCUCGUUUCGGCCCUCUUCGUCACUGGGUUUUCUUACUGGAUUCCUGCCAUCAUGUGGUUCAGAUUGCUUUGCAAAGACAGCUGGUUCUCUCGAAAGAAUAUUCUCAUAACCCUUGGAAGCAUACUGGCAUUCAUCAUCGGGGCUGUGGCUCUUGUGGCUGGUACCUACGCCACCAUCGAUGAUCUUAUUCGAGAAACUUCCAACGGAAGCACCACACGGCCAUUCUCAUGCCGACGCUGA
This is a messenger RNA of Trichoderma citrinoviride, 1155 nucleotides long. RefSeq lists its product as hypothetical. Gene Ontology annotation, molecular function: amino acid transmembrane transporter activity. The transcript is spliced from 2 exons. The coding region runs from base 1 to 1155 and encodes 384 amino acids. Lineage: Eukaryota; Fungi; Ascomycota; Sordariomycetes; Hypocreales; Hypocreaceae. Gene Ontology annotation, cellular component: vacuolar membrane. The record is from RefSeq and is a predicted model, not a curated record. Gene Ontology annotation, biological process: amino acid transmembrane transport.